AUGCCUUCUCAAAAAUCAUUCAGAACUAAACAAAAGUUAGCUAAGGCUCAAAAGCAAAACAGACCAUUGCCACAAUGGAUCAGAUUGAGAACUGACAACAAAAUCAGAUACAAUGCUAAAAGAAGACACUGGAGAAGAACUAAGUUGGGUAUCUAA
This is a messenger RNA of Candida albicans SC5314, 156 nucleotides long. RefSeq names its product 60S ribosomal protein eL39. NCBI's taxonomy places the organism in Eukaryota, Fungi, Ascomycota, Pichiomycetes, Serinales, Debaryomycetaceae. Gene Ontology annotation, cellular component: cytosolic large ribosomal subunit; ribosome. The record is from RefSeq and is a predicted model, not a curated record. The coding region runs from base 1 to 156 and encodes 51 amino acids. Gene Ontology annotation, molecular function: structural constituent of ribosome. The transcript is spliced from 2 exons. Gene Ontology annotation, biological process: translation.